Molecule: messenger RNA, 2338 nt
Organism: Marchantia polymorpha subsp. ruderalis
Lineage: Eukaryota; Viridiplantae; Streptophyta; Marchantiopsida; Marchantiales; Marchantiaceae
Source: the annotation of a GenBank genome assembly
CGUGAAGACCUAAGUGUCAUGAAACAUGACUCUGCGAUUCAUUCAUUCAUGAGUCAUGUAACAUGACUCAUGAAUGACUGAACUGACUCUGAGCUGGAAUAGUAAGUGAAUGGAAGACGGAAUUGUGUAAGUGGAAAUUUCUAAGGAGCAGAAGAACGAGCAGACCGGCUGUCGUGAUGUGAGAGAGUCUGCAGAACGGACGAUCGAUACGACGCGAGAAAGUCUUCCUGCAAUUAUAAAUUCACUGUCAACGCACUAGAGUCACAUAUCCGUCAUUUAGACUCGGCAUCUUCAUCACUAGCUAUCGAGUUGGGUUUCUGAUCUAGACCGCGCGGGGGCUGAGAAUAUCUCGAACCCCAGAGGAGCCCAGGUUGUUGACCCAGAAGCCGAAAAAGUUGAUUGGGGAGGAAGAUUAACAGAGAAGAUCGUUCAUGUCGGAUUCGUGGAGACUCCGUCGUGCAGCAUAAAAGCCUUGAGUUCCAGCUGUUGCUACUGCAUUCCACGCCGAUAACAAUUCAGAACUCUAGUUUAGUCACCCAGUCACACCAAAAUCUCGGUUAUCGAAAAUCUUCAGAUUGAUGCCGAUUAGGCAAGUCCACUAGAAGUACUUGAACCCACUUCAAACUCUCGAGAUUUUUGCCAGACAUGGAGAUUUUACCGCUGGUCUUCACUGCGAUCGCAACGGUAGGUUUGUACGCUUGCUUCUAUCGAUGGGUUCUGCACCGGAACCACAGAGGUCCCAGAAUCUGGCCGAUUCUGGGAAGUAUACUCGACAUGACCAGAAAUCGCUGGCGCAUGCACGACUACGUCUUGGAUAACUUAAAGAUCUAUUAUCCGACAUACCUCAUGAAAAUGCCUGGACUCAAUUACGUCGUGACAGUAGAUCCUGCGAACAUCGAAUACGUGUUGAAGACCAAUUUCAGUAACUACGAUAAGGGUGAACAGCAACAUCAUCGUUUAGUCGAUUUGCUCGGGGAUGGGAUUUUCAACGCUGAUGGAGAUAUUUGGAAAAAGCACCGCAAAGUUGCAAGCUACGAAUUUGCGUCGAAAGUUCUACGAGAUCACAGCUUCCACAAUUUUAAGAAUAACGCCGUCAAACUCUGUCAGAUUCUAGAUCGAGCCGCAGAGGAGAACAAACCGGUGGACAUGAUGGACCUAAUGCUGCGCCUCACCUUCGAGUCUAUUUGCCAAAUGGGAUUUGGUGUGGACAUGGGAUUGUUGGAUCCGAGUCUGCCAGAGGUCCCCUUUGCGAUCAGUUUUGAAGACGCCACAUCACGGUCCUCAGAAAGAUUCAUCGAUCCUCUGUGGCAGCUGAAGAAAGCUCUGAACCUAAGUUCGGAAGCUGCCAUGAAGAAAGAUAUUGAAACUAUCAAUGAUUUCACUCUCAAGCUUGUCAAGAAUCGAAAGAAAGAACUGGAGACUAAAAAACAGGGAAGACCAGAUCUUUUAUCACGCUUCGUCGAGGCAUUCAAAGAGGAAUCCAUCACUGCAAAUCCGGAGAAAGACCUACAAGACGUGGUGACCAACUUCAUCCUUGCAGGACGUGACACCACAGGAGUGUCACUAGCAUGGUUUCUUUAUGAGGUCUCUUGCAACCCCCAAGUGGAAGAGAAGAUCGUUGCAGAGCUGCUCCGACUGGAAAGAGACAGGCAAGGGAUGACUGAUUACACAACCUCCUCUGAAGGCGAAAUGUCAGACUUCGUCAGGCUGCUUGACUAUGAGAAUGUCAGCAAUAUGCACUAUCUUCACGCUGCGCUUUCUGAAUCUAUGAGGCUUCACGGACCAAUCCCCGUUGAUGUCCGAGUGGCUAUGAAUGACGAUGUAUUACCAUGCGGUACCAGAGUCCACAAAGGAAAUUUGUUAAUGUACAGUGCCUAUGCUCAAGGUCGAAUGGAGCAGAUUUGGGGAAGUGAUGUAAUGGAAUUUAAGCCAGAGAGAUGGCUCAAAGACGGUGUUUUCCAGCCAGAGUCUCCGUACAAAUACCCUGUUUUUCACGCUGGCCCACGCUUAUGUUUGGGUAAAGACAGUGCCUACCUUCAAAUGAAGAUAACCAUCGCUGCACUUCUUCGAUUCUUCACAUUCAAAGUAGUUCCUGGUCAUGAAGUAAGAUACAAAGUUACUCUAACGCUAAAUAUGCACAAUGGACUGAAGAUGAUUGUGCGAAAACGAUCUUAAACCAAAGUCUAAUCUAAAGAUUCGUCACAUUGCGUCGAUUGUAUUAUAUAUGCUAAUUUAGAAAAAUGGACCUAGAUGUUAGAUAUACUUGAUGUCACAUCGCAGCGAUUGUAUUAUAUGUGCUAGUAUACAAAAUUUGACCCAGAUGUUAGUUACACUCGGU